Messenger RNA from Lactuca sativa (garden lettuce), 1429 nucleotides. RefSeq names its product CBS domain-containing protein CBSX5. Gene Ontology annotation, cellular component: cytoplasm; nucleus. The record is from RefSeq and is a predicted model, not a curated record. Lineage: Eukaryota; Viridiplantae; Streptophyta; Magnoliopsida; Asterales; Asteraceae.
CCGUCGUACACGCACACAUACAAACACCGCCACCUCUCACUCCGCCCAGUCUGUGUAUGGCAGCUCAGUUGUUGGCACAUGAGGUUUCCGAUCUUUGCCUCGGCAAGCCGCCGCUCACCUCCCUCUCCAUCUCCGCCACCAUCGGCGACGCCCUAACCGCCCUUCAAACCUCCGAGGAUACCCAUAUCAGUAUCUGGACAUGCGACCACCACCACUCCGUAGCCGAUGAAAUCAUUAUCAAUGACUGCCGCUGCGUCGGAAAAAUCUGCAUGGUUGAUAUCAUCUGCUACCUCUGUAAAGAAGACAACCUCUUGUCUCCUUCUUCGGCACUCAUGUCCUCCGUUUCUGUUUUGCUCUCACAUGUUCCCGGCGGCGUCGUCAGACACGUCGAACCCUCGGCGAGUUUGAUGGAAGCCAUUGAUCUAAUUAUUCAAGGUGUACAGAAUCUAAUAGUGCCGAUAAAGAGUACGUCUAAUCACUUUAAAAGAAAACAACUCCGGCAAUAUCCGUCAAUUGCUCCGACAACGCACACCGGUGGCCGUGAGUACUGUUGGCUGACGCAAGAAGACGUGAUCUGGUUCCUUCUUAGCUCAAUCGGUUUAUUUUCUCCAACCGCCGCGAAUUCCAUCGAGUCACUUGGUAUAAUCACGACGGAGAUCCUCACAGUCAAUUACCAUUCGCCGGCUUCGGAGGCGGUGGACGCCAUUUCAACCUCUCUUGCCAACCAAACUUCGGUUGCUGUCAUCAACGACGAAGGUGUGUUAAUCGGCGAAAUAUCACCUUCCACCCUCGCUUACUGUGACGAAAUGGUUGCAGCUGCUAUAACCACACUAUCCGCCGGCGACCUUAUGGCAUACAUCGACUGCGGUGGCCCGCCUGAGGAUAUAAUCAAGGUGGUGGAAGCAAGGCUGAAAGAGAAGAAUCUGAACGGAAUGCUCGAGGAGUUUGCUAUUUACUCCUCCGGAAUUCCAUACUGUAGCAACAGUUCCUCCUCCGACGAGGAAUCGACGUCGUCUCCGACAACCACAAGGUCCGGGAGGUACAAUAGGUCAGGCAGGUACUCCGCCAGGAUAAUGAGGAGGGCGGAGGCUAUCGUCUGCCACCCACGAAGCUCCUUGGUGGCGGUGAUGAUUCAGGCAACCGCACACCGUGUUGGGUACGUGUGGGUGGUUGAAGAAGACGGUAGUGUGGUCGGAAUAGUGAGGUUUUCCGGCAUGUUGGAAGUUUUCCGGGAACAUUUGGAGUGCAUGAUGGCUGAUGAGGUCGUGUAGGAGUUUUAUGAGAAGGACCUAUUUUUAAAGUACUCAAAAGAUAAGGGGGUGAUUUGUGAAUAGGAGCUAGUUUUGGAACUGGGCCUACUGGCAGAUAAUUUUGUCCUGGGCCUUUGGGCUUUUGUUAUUAUUUUAUUAAUAAAAACAAUCUUUGUUGC